GGCGGGGGUUGGACGCACAUUAGGGUUUUGAAUACAGCAUUAAUCUACGAAUUCCAUCAUGGCAGCGACAUUAAUGCGUUCCCUAGUAAAGAAGAGGGUUCCUCUUCAGGUGGGACGUCUGUGCUACUCGUCCUCCUCUGUGGUCGUCAACUGAUGUUCAGUAGUGCUCCAUGAGCCUUCAACUUGUACACAAUGUAAACAUCACAUGAAACUUUGCCUCCUCAUUUCUGAAGACCACUGCACACUACCGCCUCGUACUGAACCUUGCACUGGACUAUGACUGACUCAGACCUGACAGCGACACACAUCACUCAUUCAUUCCAGACCUUUAUCUCCCUCUUACAAAAGGAAUAACACCAAUGUUGUCUUGUUUAAAGCCCACCACCAAGUUGUUCAUUGAUGGAAAGUUUGUGGAAUCCAAGAGUCCAGAAUGGUUGGACAUUCACAAUCCUGCCACCAACGAGGUCAUUGGUCGAGUGCCAAAGGCCACGCAUGAGGAGAUGUUGGCCGCCGUGGACUCGUGCUCACGGGCGUACCAAUCAUGGUCCGAAACCUCCAUCCUCGCCCGCCAGCAGAUCUUCCUUCGCUACCAGCAGCUCAUUAAAGACAAUAUUAAAGAGCUGGCCAAGCUGAUAACCCUGGAGCAGGGAAAAACCCUGGCCGAUGCUGAGGGUGAUGUGUUCAGAGGACUGCAGGUGGUGGAGCACACCUGUAGCAUCACAUCCCUUAUGCUGGGUGAGACCCUCCCCUCCAUCACUAAAGACAUGGACACAUACACGUACCGGUUGCCCAUUGGCGUAUGCGCCGGCAUCGCCCCUUUCAAUUUCCCUGCCAUGAUUCCACUCUGGAUGUUCCCAAUGGGCAUGGUGUGCGGGAACACUUAUUUACUGAAGCCCUCAGAGAGAGUGCCUGGCUGCACCAUGCUGCUGGCCAAGCUGCUGCAGGACGCCGGUGCUCCGGAUGGAACGUUAAACAUAAUCCACGGACAGCACAACGCUGUGAACUUCGUCUGUGACCAUCCUGCCAUCAAAGCCAUCAGUUUUGUAGGCUCCAACCAGGCUGGCGAGUACAUCUAUGAGAGAGGCUCCAAAAAUGGCAAAAGGGUGCAGAGCAACAUGGGGGCGAAGAAUCACGGCGUGGUGAUGCCCGAUGCCAACAAAGAGAACACAUUAAACCAGUUGGUUGGUGCUGCUUUUGGAGCAGCGGGUCAGAGAUGUAUGGCACUUUCCACCGCCGUCCUUAUAGGAGAAGCACGGAACUGGUUGCCUGAACUGGUUGAACGUGCAAAGGGUCUCCGUGUCAAUGCAGGUGACCAGCCCGGAGCUGAUGUGGGACCCCUCAUCUCGCCUCAGGCCAAAGAGCGAGUCAACAGCCUUAUUCAGAGCGGCGUGGACGAGGGUGCCAAGGUGCUGCUUGACGGCAGGAACGUGAAGGUCAAGGGUUAUGAAAACGGCAACUUUGUAGGACCAACCAUCAUUAGCAAUGUUACGCCGGACAUGAAGUGCUAUAAGGAGGAGAUAUUUGGCCCUGUGCUGGUGGUCCUGGAGGCAGACAGCUUGGACGAUGCCAUCAAAAUAGUCAACAAGAACCCAUAUGGAAACGGAACCGCCAUCUUCACCACCAACGGCGCAGCAGCACGGAAAUACACUCAUGAAGUCGAUGUUGGUCAGAUCGGAGUCAAUGUACCAAUCCCCGUCCCACUGCCCAUGUUUUCAUUCACCGGUUCCAGAGGCUCCUUCAGGGGCGACACCAAUUUCUAUGGAAAGCAAGGCAUUCAGUUCUACACACAGAUCAAAACUAUUACCUCACAGUGGAAGGCAGAAGAUGCUACCCUAAAGUCCCCCGCUGUUACCAUGCCAACAAUGGGACGUUAAGUAUUAAUCACUUGUAUAAAUCCUCAAAAUCUUCACUACUUUUAACUACUGUACAGACGGAUAUUUUCAAACAUACUGUCGUAUGUAGUUAAAUAAUUCUGAAAAUGUGAAUUUUUUUUUUUCUUUCACGAGUUGAAAAAGCGAAAUUAACGAAUCACGAAUUGCUUUAGACCACGGUGUGGAAAAAAUCUGUCAGAUGGUUUGGCGUGAUCUUACCCUGAUAUAGCUGAGGUUUCUUUUUCAGAAGAUAAUGACUCCGUUAAUGACCACCUGCAUUAACUCUGCAAAAAACAAACUCUUCUGAACUGUCCAAGUAGCAUACUGUCUUGUUAAAUAUGAAUGUCUAUAUAAAUAUGCAACAUUUGUGAACUGUUGUCGGAUAGAAGAUUGUUUUGGGCUGUUUGCCUCAAUAAACAAGAUGGUUACAGUUUUA
Puntigrus tetrazona (Sumatra barb) is the source of this 2307-nucleotide messenger RNA. It is a transcript of the gene aldh6a1, whose product is annotated as aldehyde dehydrogenase 6 family, member A1. The transcript is spliced from 13 exons. The record is from RefSeq and is a predicted model, not a curated record. Gene Ontology annotation, cellular component: mitochondrion. Gene Ontology annotation, molecular function: malonate-semialdehyde dehydrogenase (acetylating, [NAD(P)+]) activity; methylmalonate-semialdehyde dehydrogenase (acylating, NAD+) activity. Gene Ontology annotation, biological process: L-valine catabolic process; thymine catabolic process. Bases 360 to 1874 code for a protein of 504 amino acids. Lineage: Eukaryota; Metazoa; Chordata; Actinopteri; Cypriniformes; Cyprinidae.